Serpula lacrymans var. lacrymans S7.9 is the source of this 537-nucleotide messenger RNA. RefSeq lists its product as uncharacterized. NCBI's taxonomy places the organism in Eukaryota, Fungi, Basidiomycota, Agaricomycetes, Boletales, Serpulaceae. The transcript has 3 exons. Bases 1 to 537 code for a protein of 178 amino acids. The record is from RefSeq and is a predicted model, not a curated record. Gene Ontology annotation, molecular function: nucleic acid binding.
AUGACUUUGUUUGUGCAGCCAUGUGAUGCAGGCAUCAUCCGCUGCUUCAAGGCUGGAUAUAGGAAGACUUACUGCACAAAAGAACUUGACCUUGAUGAAGCUGGCGAGAGGGACAUUUAUUCAAUCAAUUUACUUGCAGGUAUUUUGAUGGCAAAGGCUGCUUGGGAAGCAGUUACAUCGACUACUAUCCAUCACUGCUGGGAUUACAGUCAAAUUCAACCAAAUCCCUCCAUUCCAACAACUAUCCCAUACAAUAAUGUACAAGCACACGCAAAUCCUAUUGCGUGGGGUGUUAUGCGAGAAUUUGCAGCCUUAUCUGGGCGAUAUACAGAUAGAGACUGGAGGCCAGCAUUGAACAAUGUUAUGGAUGCUGAAGGUGACACAGAAGCUGUGAUUGCCGCAGUUCAAAGUCUUGCAAAUGCAGCUGCCAGUCAAACAGGCCUCAAGAUACAAAUACCUGCACUUCCAAAACUGCUGCUGCAGCUCAGUAAUAUUAAAGAUCAGCUAGAAAAUGCAAUUGGGGAACUCAAAUCUUGA